Caenorhabditis angaria is the source of this 1034-nucleotide messenger RNA. NCBI's taxonomy places the organism in Eukaryota, Metazoa, Nematoda, Chromadorea, Rhabditida, Rhabditidae. The record is from the annotation of a GenBank genome assembly.
AUGGCUGCUUUACGAAAAUUAGGAAUGGAGCUGGGAAAAUUGAGCCUCGUCAAAAACUCGUUGAUUCCUCUUCAACCAUGUCGAAGUUUUCAAACAUCAUUUCGAUUAGCAGAUUCGAUUCGAGACAAUCAUCGACAAGGAACUAAAUUAGGAGGUGUACAAUUGGAAACAAUGGAAGGAACAACUGGAGCUGGAAUACAAACAUCAGUGAAUAUGAAUUCGAUUGAAGCGCGACUUCCAACAGCAGAAACAUUGAAAACACAAUUUGAUGGAAUUCCUUAUAAUGAAUUGCCGAUUGUUUAUGUGAAAGCGACUAAAAAUAAUACACUUGUUACGGUUAUGGAUAAUAAGGUGAGAAAUCAGAUUGAAAUUUUUGGAGACAAGAUGUAUUUUAAAAUAUUAUACGUGAUUUGAAGAAUGAAUCUUCUUAAUUUUGAGUUGGUCAAAAAUUUAAACCAAAUAUUGAAUUUUCUGUAAAACACUCCAACCUUGGCCAAAAUCAUGGUUUCCAAAAUUAAAAAUUGUACGCUAACUUUUUACAGUAUGAAAAUUGUGAAUGUUUCAGUUUUUGUCCUAUAAAAACUAAAAAUUAGAUUUUUUUUUUCAAAAAUUGUACUCUGGCCAGCCACGGAUUGGCCAAGGUGUGAAAACACUGAUAGAAGUCCAUUGUGAAAAUUUCUAGAAAUAAAAAAAUAAAUAUUAAAAUUCUGAAAAGGCAACCUUUUCAUUUUAACAUUUCAAAUCCGUUUUUCUUUCAGAACGAAGUGAUAACCUACACUUCAUGUCGUAUGGAAGGGUUCAAAAACGCGCGAAAAAAGACAACAAUCGCUGGACAAACAACUGGUGUUGCAGCCGGUCAAAGGCUUGUCAGAAGAGGAAUUCGAACUGUUCGAGUACAAGUAAAAGGAAUUGGACCGGGUCGAAUGACAUCGAUUAAAGGAUUAACUGUGGCUGGUGUUAGAGUUGUUAGUAUCACAGAUCAUACACCAUUGGCUGAAUUGGGACCAAGACCAAGAAAAAUUCGAAGAAUUUAG